Molecule: messenger RNA, 684 nt
Organism: Penicillium maclennaniae
Lineage: Eukaryota; Fungi; Ascomycota; Eurotiomycetes; Eurotiales; Aspergillaceae
Exons: 2
Coding region: 1-684 (227 amino acids)
Source: RefSeq, a predicted model, not a curated record
AUGGGUCUCGUCAGCCGCUUCCUGAAGAUUUCUGCUGCCGGCACGGUCGCCUCCGCAGGUGUCUUCUGGGGUGCCACGCGCAAUGACGUUUUCGAGCCCAUGGACAUGACGGACCCAAUCUUCUCCUCGCCCUUCUUCAAGAAGUACAACCCCAACAGCAACCCGACUCUUCAUGACAAGUGUGUUCGUCGCGUCCCACUCGACAAGAUUAAGCCCGAGCUACGGGAGAACAAUGGCAAGCUGGUCGAAGCCUUCUGUGCCGGUGUCUGGGGUGGCAUGGGCUACAUCCCUCAGCGCGCCAUUCUCGCUCGUAAAUACCAGGGUCCCGAGACGGCCGACCAGCUCUGGGAGCGCAAAGAUCUCCUGAAGAGCAGCUACGAGGUCGGCACCAUCAUCACCGAUCACUUUCAGGUUCUCGAGAAGACCGAGGACCGCAUUGUCGUGCGCUGUGGUGACUCUCCCCGAAUUAGCGAUGUUCGACCUUCCGACGGCCUUUUCGAGAUGGGUGCGGUGAUCAAGCAAGAGGAUGGUGUGGCCGAGUUCACGCUGAAGAGCUGCUUCUACCAGGGUCUGGGCAAGUCGGAGUCGAACUCGGCCCCGAUGCCCGCGUACAUGGAAUGGCUGCACCGCCAAUACACCAAGUUGUGGAUGACGACUGCUGUUUACAAGACAUGCGUGGCUUGA